GCAAAAAAGAAAUUCUUGUCCUUGUCCAGCUACAUCCCGGGUGCUUACGAUGACGACAAGGCCUUUGCGAAUCUCAAUUCUGAAUUGGAAAAGAUCGAGAAGGACAACAAGGGAAAGAGCACAAACAGAUUGUUCUACAUGGCCUUGCCUCCCAACGUCUUUACUGUCGUCGCUGCUGGAUUGAAGAAGAACUGCUACGUCGAACAGGGAAACAACAGGAUUGUCAUUGAGAAGCCGUUUGGCAAGGAUUUGGAAAGCAGUCGCGAGAUGAUGGGCAAGCUGAAGGAUUUGUGGAAAGAGGAAGAGACUUUCCGCAUUGACCACUACCUUGGCAAAGAGAUGGUCAAGAACUUGCUGGUCAUGCGCUUCGGAAAUCCAGUGGUGGAUGUGGGUCUGAACAACAAAUUUGUCGACAAUGUCCAGAUCACAUUCAAGGAGCCUUUUGGUACUGAAGGUAGAGGAGGCUACUUUGACGAGUUUGGAAUCAUUCGUGACAUUCAGCAAAAUCACUUGACACAGGUCUUGUCAUUGCUGGCCAUGGAUGCGCCAAAGUCAUUGGGAGCUGAAGACAUCCGAGACCAAAAGGUCAAAGUUUUGGAGUCUGUGCCUCCUAUUGAUGCGAAGGAUGUGCUGAUUGGCCAGUACUCGGCUGCCAAUGGAAAGCCCGGCUACAAGGAUGAUGACACUGUGCCAAAGGACAGCAACUGCCCCACCUUCGCUGCGCUCGUCCUCUGGGUUAACAACGAGCGCUGGAAGGGUGUGCCUUUUGUCCUGAAGGCAGGCAAGGCACUUGACGAGGGCCAGGUGUCAAUUCGAGUGCAGUACAAGGAUGCAGAGGGCCCAUUGAAGGGUGCUGCUCGCAACGAGCUCGUACUCAGAGUGCAGCCCAAUGAAGCAGUGUACUACAAGAUCAACGCAAAGACACCGGGUCUGGAGGGCUCGUUCUCAAGCUCUUUGCCCGCGGAUCUGGACCUCACGUACAAGCAGCGCUUUGAGAACAUCCGCAUUCCAGAAGCAUACGAAGCGCUUAUCCUCGACGCGCUUAACGGCGAUCACAGCAACUUUGUUCGAGACGACGAGCUGGACGCGUCAUGGAAGAUCUUCACCCCUAUCUUGCAUGCGAUUGACGCCGGCAAGGUGCAAGUCAGCUCGUACCCUUAUGGAAGCCGAGGUCCUUCCGAGCUCAACGAGUUCUUGGCAAAGUACGGAUACAGACGAUCUGAUGGAUACGAGUGGCCCAAGACCAAUGUCGCAAACGUCUCUGGCAAAAUGUAAGGGGGCAGCCACACGAACUGCAGGAUAGGAUCUGCAUCUUAUCACAUUGCGCCAAGAAUCCGGCUCGGACUUCGAUCAAGGUCGUCUCACUUUGACACUUACCCCUGCAUGAAAAUCUAGACGAUGAAUGGAAUGUGACAUUUGGAUCCCCGUAGAG
Ceraceosorus guamensis is the source of this 1432-nucleotide messenger RNA. RefSeq names its product glucose-6-phosphate dehydrogenase. Lineage: Eukaryota; Fungi; Basidiomycota; Exobasidiomycetes; Ceraceosorales; Ceraceosoraceae. Gene Ontology annotation, cellular component: cytosol. The transcript is spliced from 6 exons. The annotation marks the transcript as partial. The record is from RefSeq and is a predicted model, not a curated record. Gene Ontology annotation, biological process: glucose metabolic process; pentose-phosphate shunt, oxidative branch. Gene Ontology annotation, molecular function: glucose-6-phosphate dehydrogenase activity; NADP binding.